CCCACACCCUAUCAACACAAACAGGACGCGCAAGCAUUUCGUUAUUUCUGAACAGAGCGAAGGUUGUUUGUUUCCCGCCCCCCUCUAUAUAAUACUCAUCCCGUAGCUUUUCUCCUUUGUUCUUUUCUUGCCUGACUAACCCCCCACCUUUCCGUGUGCCCCAGCUACCCCGCCUUCCAUCCCAUCGGCCGCAUUUGCGUCCCAACUCAACAAUCGCAAAAGAAACGAAAAAGUCAUGAACGUGUUCAAGCUCGCUAGGAAGUACCCCGAGCUUGGCCAGGAGGGCGUCAUGGCCCUGCAGGAUACGUUCCUGCGCUCGGACCAGGACGAGAAGGGGUACCUGGACGAAGCUACCGCCAUCAAGACGGCUCAAGAACUUGAGAGGAAGCCGUACGAUGAGGUCCGCGCAACCUUGAAGCAAGUUGAGCUGGAUAGUUCGAGGAGGGUGGAGCUGGAUGAUUUCGUUGAUGUUUGUUACCAUCUACAGUCAGGGUUCCCGGUUGCGAUGAUGCUGACGGAUGGUUUGCUUGGCAGCUCAUCUCGAAAUUAAGAAUGACGGACGGAGCGAAGCCGGGCCGUGCUCCGGUCGUCUCGCAUGCUAGGGCAGGGUCCACGGGACGCGGGGGCGGAAGUGGUGGUGGGCAGAUUAAGAUGGGGGGUGCGACUGGCGCCACCACGCACACUAUCAACGAAGAUGAGAGGACCGAAUUCACGAGACAUAUAAACGCCGUGUUACUUGGGGAUGCGGAUAUUGGAGAUCGUUUGCCAUUUCCUACCGACACCUUUCAGGUUUGUUCCUAUACCUCGGGGAUGACGAUUGGGCCUGUGCUGACGUGGGGUAGAUGUUUGAUGAAUGCAAGGACGGCUUGGUUCUCGCGAAGCUUAUUAACGACUCGGUUCCCGAUACUAUCGAUGAACGUGUUUUGAAUCGUCCGAAUGCCCGUACCAAGAAGCUCAAUCAGUUUCAGAUGACGGAGAAUAAUAACAUUGUUAUUAACUCUGCCAAGGCCAUUGGGUGCUCGGUUGUCAACAUUGGGUCGGGUGAUAUUAUUGAGGUUAGGGAACAUUUGAUUCUGGGGUUGAUCUGGCAGGUCAUCCGAAGAGGUCUUUUGGGAAAGAUUGAUAUCAAGUUGCAUCCGGAGCUUUAUAGAUUGUUGGAGGACGACGAGACUCUGGAGCAGUUUUUGAGACUGCCCCCAGAGCAGAUUCUGCUGAGAUGGUUCAACUUUCACCUUAAAGCUGCGAACUGGCACAGACGGUAUGUUUGCCUCGCGGUGGCUGGGUUGGCCUAGCUGAUUGUUUUCAGGGUUGCAAAUUUUAGCAAGGAUGUCUCUGAUGCCGAGAAUUACACUGUUUUGCUCAACCAGCUCGCCCCGGACCAAUGCUCUCGUGCACCUCUGCAAACACGUGACCUCAUGCAACGCGCUGAGCAAGUGCUUGUUAAUGCCGACAAACUUGGAUGCCGAAAGUUUCUGACACCAAAAUCCUUGGUUGCUGGAAAUCCCAAGCUUAACUUGGCGUUUGUUGCCCACCUGUUCAAUACCCACCCUGGCCUUGAUCCAAUCACCGAGGAGGAGAAGUUGGAGGUUGAGGAUUUUGAUGCCGAGGGAGAGCGAGAAGCACGCGUCUUUACUCUUUGGCUCAAUUCCCUCGAUGUCCAACCGGCUGUUAAUUCUCUCUUUGAUGAUCUCCGUGAUGGAACUAUCCUUCUCCAGGCAUAUGAUAAAGUUAUCCCUGGUUCAGUAAACUGGCGCCAUGUUAACAAGGCACCCUCUCAUGGAGGGGAGCUCAUGCGCUUCAAGGCCGUAGAAAACACAAACUAUGCUGUCGAGCUCGGAAAGCAGAACCGGUUUUCUCUGGUCGGUAUCCAGGGCGCAGACAUCACCGAUGGCCAACGUACUCUUACGCUUGCCAUCACCUGGCAGUUGAUGCGCCGUGACAUUACGCGUACUUUGCAAUCCCUCGCGCAGAGAGUUGGCGUAUCAGAAAUCACAGAUUCUUACAUGCUCAAGUGGGCCAACGAUAUGGCUAAGAGCGGCGGGAAGGCGCAGGGGGUCAGAAGCUUCAAGGACCCCAGUUUGGGGAGUGGAGUAUUUCUUUUGGACGUACUUAACGGCAUGAGGAGUAACUACGUUGAUUACUCGCUCGUUACGGCCGGUAGAACUGAGGAAGAGGCCUAUCUGAACGCUAAACUGAGCAUCUCAAUUGCGAGGAAGAUGGGAGCUACUAUUUGGUUUGUUUCCCGCGAUGUCCCCCCUCUCCACUUGACGUUGGCGGCUAAUAAAUUGCACAUAGGUUGGUACCUGAGGACAUCGUCGCGGUCAGGUCUAGGUUGAUUGUCACAUUCUUGGGGAGUUUGAUGGCGACCUAUGAGACUUUGAAUUGAUUGAUGUAGAUCAAGAGAAAAAAAAAGCCAAAAGAUCGUUUUCCUUUUUUAUUUUCCAUCGUCUUUUUUUUUUAGCACUGUGUCGGCUUUUUUUUCUUGUGCAAGCGGCGGUUGUGUUUCUUAGCAUAGGUCACCUUUAGUUGGUUAGACGAAUUGCAGUAUCCUGAUUUAGUAUGGUACUUGCGAAUGAUGGUGUUAAUCAAAAUUUUCUGGUGUGUUGUGAGGUGCAUGGAUUGUCACUCGGUCUUGGCGACUAUUGAGUUUGGGUUGUUCUGCAAGUUUGAUACCUUAUUUAAAUACCGCGAGUUCAGAAGUGCGGCGCUGUGGGGUCAUUAAGCUAUUGCACGGG
Molecule: messenger RNA, 2735 nt
Organism: Tuber aestivum (summer truffle)
Lineage: Eukaryota; Fungi; Ascomycota; Pezizomycetes; Pezizales; Tuberaceae
Source: the annotation of a GenBank genome assembly